Mytilus californianus (California mussel) is the source of this 1049-nucleotide messenger RNA. RefSeq names its product antistasin-like. NCBI's taxonomy places the organism in Eukaryota, Metazoa, Mollusca, Bivalvia, Mytilida, Mytilidae. Bases 40 to 957 code for a protein of 305 amino acids. The transcript is spliced from 12 exons. Gene Ontology annotation, molecular function: serine-type endopeptidase inhibitor activity. The record is from RefSeq and is a predicted model, not a curated record.
CGUAUUGUUGUUAGAAUCAAAUUACAUUUAACUAGAAUCAUGUGUCGAUAUGUUCUACUCCUCGUCGUUUCUGUCAUCGGAAUUCAGGCUAGAUCACCACCAAUAACCCAUUGUUCCGGUGUGGUGUGCAAUAGGUACUGUGAAUAUGGAUUUCAAAUUGGUUCCGAUGGAUGUGAGAUAUGUGAAUGCAACAAACCACCCCAUUGUUCCGAUGCGAUGUGUUACAUGAACUGUGAAAAUGGGUUUCAAAUUGGUGCUGAUGGAUGCGAGAUAUGUAAAUGCAACCAGCCAUCAUAUUGUUCAAAUGCGAUGUGUUAUAUGAACUGUGAACAUGGCUUUGAAAUUGGUGAUGAUGGCUGCGAGAUAUGUAAAUGCAACAAGCCUCCCCACUGCUCCGAUGUGAUGUGCACUAUGUACUGUGAACACGGUUUUAAAGUUGGUGCUGAUGGAUGUGAGAUAUGUGAAUGCAACCAGCCACCCCACUGUGCUGAUGCGAUGUGUUAUAUGAACUGUGAACAUAGGUUUGAAAUUGGUGCUGAUGGGUGCCAGAUAUGUCAAUGCAAAAAACCAACUCACUGUUCCGAUGCCAUGUGUGAAAUGUACUGUGAAAAUGGGUUUGAAAUUGGUGCUGAUGGAUGCGAAAUAUGUAAAUGCAACAAGCCACCCCAUUGUUCCGAUGCAAUGUGUUUUAUGAAUUGUGAACAUGGGUUUGAAAUUGGUGCUGAUGGAUGCGAGAUAUGUAAAUGCAACAAGCCACCUCACUGUUCCGAUGCAAUGUGUGAAAUGUACUGUGAAAAUGGGUUUGAAAUUGGUGCUGAUGGAUGCGAAAUAUGUAAAUGCAACAAGCCACCCCAUUGUUCCGGUGUGGUUUGCAAUAAAUACUGUAAAUAUGGAUUCAAAGUUGGUGCUGAUGGAUGUGAGAAAUGUAAAUGCAAUAAAAGACCUCGAGUUGUCUAAUGCUCCAGACGAAGAUAAAUAAGAUGUACAGCAACUGCCAACGUAUACUUUUACAAAUAAAUCUUAAUUUACUGUUUACAUUCCUACUAUAA